AAUUGCAGGAGAUUUUCUUCAACGUAUAAUUGAUAUGUUUUACAUCAGUCACAAUGAUGUGGUUUGACAGUUAUUGCAGAUUAGUCAUGCGAUAAGAGGACAAAUGAUAAAAGGUGGCGAUGUCUCGGGGUAGUUCUUUGUGCGCGCUCAAUGCCCCAAGAACUCUUCGCCUCGAAGAAAUACAAAUAGUUGAAUAGAAAUAGUUCAAGUGUUAAAUGUAAAAAAUGUUGUUGACCAAGUAUUGGAGCAUCGAUUUGCUCAUGGGGUUUGGCUUGCUGGUGGUGCUGGCGUAUCUGUACAUGACCCGCAAGUUCAAGUACUGGAAAAACCUAGGGGUGAUGGGCCCAGAGCCUACGCCAUUCGUCGGAAAUUUUAGUGACUGCUUCAAGAUGAAAAAGAGUGCUGGGGAAUGGCUUCAGGAUCUCUAUAAUUGGGGUGCGGGACUCCCUUACAUCGGAUUCUACGUAUUCGAUCAGCCCUUCUUUCUCGCUCGGGAUCCGGAGAUCAUCAAGAAUAUUCUCGUGAAGGACUUCAAUUACUUUCAGGACAGGUUCGUCCAGACUAGCUCUGAGGAUCGCCUUGGGGAUGCCAAUCUGUUCCUCAUCAAGAAUCCAGCGUGGAAGUACCUCAGGGCUAAAAUUACACCGAUCUACACAUCUGGGAGACUGAAGAAAAUGUUUGAGCUCAUGACUGAAGUCAGUCGUGAUCUCAAUGCGCACAUGACGAGUCUUCCUUGGAACGGAGAUAAUAUUGUGAUGGAGAUGAAAGAGCUCUGCUCCAAGUACACGACGGAUUUAAUCGGCACCACCGCAUUUGGUCUCAAAGUCAAUUCCCUCAACAAUCCAGAUGCUGAAUUUCGUAAACGAGGGCGUGCCAUCUUCAACUUCACUUUUUACAGAAAUAUCGAAGUGACUAGUAUGUUUUUCGCUCCACACAUCGCAAAGUCCCUCAAGUUUCAAUUCUUCUCACCUGAUACUUCUAAUUUUCUGAGGACUGCCGUCUGGGAUACCCUCAACGAGAGAGAGCGCUCUGGAAUCAAGAGGGGCGAUCUUAUCGAUCUCCUCCUCGAGUUGAAGAAGACGCAGGCACCUGGACCUGAAAAAGAGCUAUUUGAUUUCGAUGGUGAUAAUUUAGUGGCACAGGCAGCAGUAUUCUUCACAGCUGGCUAUGAGACAUCUGGAACGACAUUGAGCUUCACACUUUAUGAAUUGGCUCGUCAUCAAGAUAUUCAAUCAAAAUUGAGAAAUGAAAUUGCUCAAGUCCUGCAGAAGUCACAGGGAAAAGUAACGUAUGACCUGAUAUCGGAAUUAUCGUAUUUGGAUAUGGUAGUCUCGGAGACUCUCCGGAAAUAUCCACCCCUGCCAGUCCUGGAUCGUGUGGCAGCUCAGGAUUAUCAAGUGCCUAAUUCCAAGUUGAUCCUGAGAAAAGGAACUCCAGUUUACAUCUCGGUAUUUGGACUCCAUUUCGAUCCCCAGUAUUUCCCCAAUCCCCAGAAAUACGACCCCGAGCGAUUUAGUCCUGAGAAGAAGAAGAAAAUACCCUCUGGUGUUUAUCUGCCCUUCGGAGAUGGUCCUCAUGCUUGUAUCGGUCUUCGAAUUGGUCUUCUGCAAGUAAAAUUGGGGCUCAUCGAGUUGAUCCAGAAAUUCGAAUUUUCUCCCUGUGAGAAAACCCUCGUCCCCAUGCGAUUGAACCCAAAAGCCCUGAUCACAGCAUCAGACGGUGGAAUUUUCCUGAACGUUCGGAAAAUCACAUCAAAUAUUCUCGUGACGUGCCAGGGGAAUAAAGACGUGAAGAUGACGUUUUUGGGGGAUAAUUGGGGGCUGGAGGUAGUAAUUCUGGUGGUGUUGAUUAUUUAUCUGAUAUAUCGGUAUAUGAUGAGGAAUUCUGAGUACUGGAAAAAUCGAGGGGUCGUGUACCUUCCGCCGACUUCGGUUUUUGGGAAUUUCGGGGAGUUUCUUCUGGGGAAAACGUCAGCUGGAUGUUUCACGAAGAUGGUGUAUGAUUAUGCACCCAAUGAGCCCUACGUUGGGUUCUUUAUAUUGGACCAGCCGAUGCUGAUGAUCCGUGAUCCAGAGAUCGUUAAGCAGAUUCUCAUCAAGGACUUUGAUUAUUUCAAGGAUCGAUAUGCCAAUGCCCCGGCAUACGACGUCAUUGGUACCUCGAAUUUAUUUGUAUUGAAGAAUCCUGCGUGGAAGUUCUUGAGGCACAAAAUAUCACCGAUUUACACCUCUGGGAGGCUCAGAAAGAUGUUAACACUCAUGAUCGAAGUCGGCCACGAUCUCGUUACGUAUAUGGAGUCCCUGAAUCUAGAAGCUCCAGGACGAGAGUUGGAGCUAAAAGACAUUUGCGCUAGAUUUACAACGGAUAUGAUAGCAACAACGGCUUUUGGACUGCGAGCGAAUUCCCUGAACAACCCCAAUGCCGAGUUCAGGGAAAGUGGAAAGGAAUUCUUCAGGGACACCUUCUACCGCAGCGUCGAGCAUAAUUCAGGAAUGUUCGCUCCUUAUCUCAUGUCACCCCUGGGGUUUCACUUUUUUCCAAAAAAAUUCAGUCAAUUUAUGCGGAUGGCUGUGUGGGGUGCUAUCAAUGAACGGGAAAAAUCAGGGUUUAAGAGACAUGACCUCAUUGAUCUGCUCACUGAAUUGAAAAACGCUGAAUUUGAUGAUUCUCAUAACAAUAUUUUUGAGUUCAAAGGUGAUAAUAUUGUUGCUCAGGCGGCUGUAUUUUUCGCGGCAGGAUUUGAAACUUCUUCAACUACCAUAAGUUUUUCACUUUACGAAUUAUCUUUAAAACCGGAAGUGCAGAGACGUGUCAGGAAGGAAAUAAUUGAUGCUGUCGAAGGAAAUCACGGAGAAAUCACAUACGACAUGAUCAUGCGCCUUCCGUACUUGGAUAUGGUGGUGUCAGAAACUCUUCGCAAAUACCCACCAUUACCCUUAUUGGAUCGCAUCGCGGAUGCGGAUUAUGCGGUUCCUGGAACCGAUCUCAUUAUCGAAAAAGGAACACCUGUUUAUAUAACAUUGACAGGUCUCCAUUACGAUCCGAAAUACCACAAAGACCCCGAGAUAUUCGAUCCCGAAAGAUUUUCAGAAAUCAACAAAGAGGCCACCAAACAAACGUGGUAUCCAUUUGGCGAUGGUCCCCACGUUUGCAUCGGUCAGCGAUUGGGACUUGCUCAAUCUAAAUUGGGCCUCAUAGAAUUGCUGCGAAGGUACGAGUUCUCGCCCUCGGAUAGAACUCCAAUUCCAAUGGUACUUAAUAAAAAAGGGGUAAUGACAAGCGCUGAAGGGGGUCUAUACCUCCACGUGAAGAAACUCGACCCACAAAACAAUUGAUAUUCAAUAAUUAAUAAAUACGAAGUAAUCAAACUA
Fopius arisanus is the source of this 3371-nucleotide messenger RNA. RefSeq lists its product as uncharacterized. Gene Ontology annotation, molecular function: monooxygenase activity; iron ion binding; heme binding. The transcript is spliced from 10 exons. The coding region runs from base 225 to 3335 and encodes 1036 amino acids. Lineage: Eukaryota; Metazoa; Arthropoda; Insecta; Hymenoptera; Braconidae. The record is from RefSeq and is a predicted model, not a curated record.